UGCUGUCACUCUCACUCUCACUCUCUUCGGAGUCUCAUCCUCUUCGUCCGUGUGCCUCUGGCUCACUCUACCACCCAAAGCUAAAAUCUAUUGUCCCAAUUCGUUUUCCCAAUUAUUCACUUCAAUUCAAUUCCAGCUAUGGCCGCCCCACCUUUAUACUUCCACGCUACCCUGUGUACUUCCCCGUCCCCUUCUUCUGGCCGUUCUUCUACCCUCUCUCUACUUUCCAGACCUCACUUCAACAGUUCCUCAACAAAGCUCAAAACUUUCUUCCCUCUCAAGCAUGCUGCAAAUGCCACCUCUACCACCCGCGGCGGUUCCCUCUCCGUUCGCAUGACUUGGGAUGGACCACUAUCUUCCGUCAAAUUGAUCAUCCAGGGCAAAAAUCUAGAGCUCACUGAUGCGGUGAAGCAGCACGUGGAGGAGAAGUUGGGGAAGGCCGUUCAGAAGCACAGUCACUUAGUUAGGGAAGUUGAUGUUAGGCUAUCCAUUCGAGGAGGAGGAGAAUUUGGGAGAGGACCCAGGACUCGUAGAUGUGAGGUGACUAUUUUUACAAAGAGGCACGGAGUGGUGAGGGCUGAGGAAGAUGCAGAAAGUACAUAUGGAAGUAUAGAUUUGGUGUCCUCAAUCAUCCAACGGAAGCUGAGGAAGAUAAAGGAAAAGGAGUCGGACCAUGGUCGGCACAUGAAGGGCUUCAACAGGUUGAAGGUUAGAGAGCCUGUGGAGCCGGUACCACUGGAUGAAGAAGAGAUAUCUGCAGAAGAGGAGGAAGAAACAAUUGAUGAGGUUGUCCGCACAAAAUACUUUGACAUGCCUCCGUUGACUGUGGCAGAAGCAAUUGAACAACUCGAAAAUGUUGAUCAUGACUUCUAUGCUUUCCGAAAUGAAGAAACUGGGGAGAUUAAUAUUGUAUACAAAAGAAAAGAAGGAGGUUAUGGAGUCAUUAUUCCCAAAGGAGAUGGUGAAGCACAGAAAUUGGAGCCUUUAGUGAUUGAACAAGCUAGAGAACACUCCCUGAAAGAAUGAAAGGAAUUCAAAAAGAAACCGUGUAUGUAAGAAGGCAAGAGCUUGUACAUGAUUAGCGGAUACUAAUGGUAGCUUCUGCGUGGCCGAAGUGCACAGGGAACUUCAUUGAUGGCUUUGGUGUUACAAGUGUAAAACAAACUUUUCGAUUUUAAAAUGGAAGAGAUGAAUCACAGUUUUGACUGCACAUAAUGUCCAGAUUCCAGAAUAAAAACAAUUUCCUCCGAUAA
Messenger RNA from Arachis stenosperma, 1253 nucleotides. Its product is annotated as ribosome-binding factor PSRP1, chloroplastic. Lineage: Eukaryota; Viridiplantae; Streptophyta; Magnoliopsida; Fabales; Fabaceae. The coding region runs from base 139 to 1026 and encodes 295 amino acids. Gene Ontology annotation, molecular function: ribosomal small subunit binding. The transcript has 5 exons. Gene Ontology annotation, cellular component: cytosolic small ribosomal subunit. The record is from RefSeq and is a predicted model, not a curated record. Gene Ontology annotation, biological process: negative regulation of translational elongation; primary metabolic process.